GACGGCGACCGCGAGUGCGAUAUCAAAUGUAAAAAUGUCUGGGUCUGGAAGAAUGCAAUUUGUCAUGCUAAAUCUGAAGCAUGCAAAAAUCUGUGUUGCAUGAUUACCAAAAGUCGUCCAGUUUUGAGCAAGUCGGGAGGGAGUUUCUCAUGCAGGAUAGGCAUGAGAGAGAUCGCACAGAAUCUGUCAUGCUAGGUACUGCAUUCCAGACCUCAUGGGUCAUGGAAAAGCUGCAUGACAAAUCGCGCAUUCUUCCAGACCCAGACACUUUUACAUUUGAUAUGCGACGCGCCGCCCCGAUUUCGUGUGCGAAGCGGAGGCCGAACGGUUGCUGGAACUCGCGAGCAUGAUCCAAAGGAUAUUUGUAGCCACCACGAAACACAAGCCGAAUUAUGGUACAACGAGUACACUGACGAGUUCAUCUUCAUCUCCGUCUUCCAGGGUGGAUAACGAUAAAAAUGCAGGGAAAAAAAUAAAACGAGACCAGGAUCAUCUUCGUCCGCAUGCGCAGUUCGUUCCUGCUGCCGUCGACGAAAUUUGUGCGAAGGAGUACACGACGCGCGCCGAGACGGAGAUCGUCAAGGAUUUGUGGAAGUGCGUACCGCGGGGCGUGGCGGAGCUCCAGAUCCAGGCGCUGUGCCUGACCAAGGACCGGCUGGGCAGCUUGUGGGCGGACCAGGUCUUCCAUGCCGCACUGCAAGACGUGUUUCGCUGGCUGCUAUGCAUUGCAAAUAUGUCUGGGUCUGGAAGAAUGGAACUUGUCAUGCUAAUACUGGAUAGUGCAAAAAUCUGUGUUGCAUGAUUACCAAAAGCUGUCCACUUUUGACCAAGCUGAGAGGGUGUUUCUCAUGCAGACGAGGCAUGAUAGCGGUCGAGAAGAAUCUGUCAUGCUGGGUCAUGUAUGACAGACCUCACGCGUCAUGGAAAACCUGCAUGACAAGUCUUCCAACCUUCCAGACCCAGACAUAUUUGCAUUUGAUAGCUCCGGAUCCACAGCAACUGGCACGAUUUGCUGUUCGCGGACUUUUAUCCUGUGCAAAAGUAUCGUAUUCGUAUGAAUGCAAGUCUUGCAUUACAAAUAUUUUUCUUAAGGUAAAUCAGCAUGACAACUUUUAUUUCUCAUGCUGAAAAAAUUUGUAAUGCAUUCGUACGAGUACGAUACUUUUGCAGUUCAUAACUUUCAGAGGCUGCAUGUAGUGGUGCGGGGAGACAAGGAACAGGGUCCUGGUAGAACGAGUGCG
Amoebophrya sp. A120 is the source of this 1241-nucleotide messenger RNA. The record is from the annotation of a GenBank genome assembly. Lineage: Eukaryota; Dinophyceae; Syndiniales; Amoebophryaceae.